Molecule: messenger RNA, 864 nt
Organism: Cooperia oncophora
Lineage: Eukaryota; Metazoa; Nematoda; Chromadorea; Rhabditida; Trichostrongylidae
Source: the annotation of a GenBank genome assembly
AUGGCUCCUGAGCAUAUUCGAUCACCUGAGACGUCCGUGAAAUCCUCCAAGGAGGGCGAUAUAUACUCUUUUGCUAUUAUUGCUUCCGAGGUUGUUACGCGAAAGCCGGCGUGGAAUUUGCGUGAGCGGAGAGAACGAACUGAUGAACUUCUAUAUAUGCUCAAAAAGGGUGGGCUCCAACCACCACGACCCGAACUCACUACGAACGAUGGCGAAAUCAAUGUGGCAUUGCUCCAUCUUAUACGCGAUUGCUGGAGCGAAAUGCCUGCUGAUCGACCGAAUAGUGAGACUCUAUGCAAGAUGCUAAAAGGGAUGAUGCCCGAAACAAAAACCAAUCUGAUGGACCACAUGUUCAACAUGUUGGAAGACUACACAACUACACUCGAGUUAGAUGUCGAAGAGAGAACAAAACAACUGCAGGAGGAGAAGAAGAAAGCCGAUAUACUCCUAGGAAGAAUGUUACCCAGGCAAGUGGCGGAUCGCUUGAAAUUGGGCCAAACUGUGGAGCCGGAGGGUUUCGACAGCGUCACAGUGUUCUUCUCGGAUGUUGUUAAGUUCACUCAAUUGGCCGCUAAGUGCACAGCUUUUCAAAUCGUGAAUCUUCUUAACGAGCUUUAUAACGGUUUCGAUUCAAUCAUUGAAGAACAUUCCGUGUACAAGGUAGAGUCGAUUGGCGAUGGAUAUUUGUGCGUCUCUGGUCUUCCAGUGAGGAAUGGCUACGCUCAUAUCAAAGAGAUAUCCGAGCUCUCACUGUCCUUCAUGAAGUUUGUUGACGACUUCAGGAUAUCAGCUCUCCCAAGAGAGAGGGUUCAACUCCGAAUAGGCGUUAACUCAGGUGACCACUCUUUGUCAACACGCGACUGA